This is a messenger RNA of Soboliphyme baturini, 528 nucleotides long. Lineage: Eukaryota; Metazoa; Nematoda; Enoplea; Dioctophymatida; Soboliphymatidae. The record is from the annotation of a GenBank genome assembly.
AUGUGUUUGUCGAAGAGCGAGGUGGUGCUGCUGACGAAGCAAUGGCGGAAGGACGACUUUGACUGGUUGUAUAACAUCGGCAAGGAGAUUUACACCGUGGUAUUCGAAAUGUGUCCCCGCGUCAAGUCGUUCUUUCCGUACGUGCUGCAGUGCGACCGAGAGAACAAGGAGUGGCAAGAGAGUCACGAGUUCCGCCGGCAGGCGCUUCGCUUCGUCCAGGUGCUCAGCCAUGCGCUGGAUCACUUCGAGAACGCCAAGUACAAGGCUUCGGACACCGAGCUUCGCGACUUGCUUCGCGGCAUCGGUUUCAAGCACCGUGCCUUCUCGAAGAUUGGCUUUCGACCAACCCACUGGCAGAUAUUCGUCGUUGCCGCCGUCAAGGCGCUGAUGAAGGACGCCGAGUCGCUGGACGUCGAUGACGCCGCAAAGGUGAUCCGCAAGACCGCCUGGGAGAAGCUGACGUCGUACGUCGUGUCCUGCAUGGAAGAGGGCUACUAUAGCGACUCGACCGAGAGACUGGACCGCUGA